Molecule: messenger RNA, 2118 nt
Organism: Rubroshorea leprosula
Lineage: Eukaryota; Viridiplantae; Streptophyta; Magnoliopsida; Malvales; Dipterocarpaceae
Source: the annotation of a GenBank genome assembly
CUUUUCUUUCUUUUCAGUUCCUUUCCUCCAUUUUCCUUCACUUGUUGUCUUUUCUUCUGCUUCCAAUCCUUGAUAUCCCCAAACACACGAAACCAUUUUGUGCUUCUCCGUUCCGGUCACUGCACAUACUGCCUCCGGCAGCUCAGCUUUCUUCCUGAUCCAGCUUCGGUGACCGUGAAGCAGGUUCUUUACUGACGAUUGAUUUCGCGGUGCUGAUAGUCUGAUUCUUUUAGAAGAGUAAUAGAUAGCGACAGCUGAACUGUGGUUCUGGAAAAUUGCAUCAAAUAUUCUGGUUGAUGUUGCGAAGAUGGAUUUCUCUUUGUGGUUUCUGAACUGUCAGUGACAGUAACUUAGUAUAUUGUAAAACUGUGGUUUGUUUGUGAGUUUUUUUGCUCCGUGGAAGGAAAAGGAAGGCAAAGAUGAUCAGCAAACCACUCGUGUUGACUUAUCUGUACUUGUUUAUCUACAUUUUGCUUUCAUCAGGAGUUAUAUUGUAUAACAAGUGGGUUCUGUCUCCAAACUACUUCAAUUUUCCCCUCCCAAUAACGCUUACCAUGAUUCACAUGGGAUUCUCUGGGGCUGUAGCAUUUUUGCUUGUCCGUGUGUUCAAGGUUGUAUCUCCUGUCAAAAUGACAUUCGAGAUAUAUGCAACUUGUGUAAUUCCAAUAAGUGCUUUCUUUGCAUCAAGUCUUUGGUUUGGUAACACUGCUUACUUGCACAUUUCUGUGGCCUUCAUCCAAAUGCUUAAAGCUUUAAUGCCAGUGGCAACAUUCAUGAUGGCUGUGAUGUGUGGCACUGACAAACCAAGGUGUGACGUGUUCUUAAACAUGGUGCUGGUCAGUGUUGGAGUUGUCAUAUCCUCAUAUGGGGAAAUUCAUUUCAAUAUAGUUGGCACAGUUUACCAGGUUACAGGCAUCUUUGCCGAAGCUCUUAGGCUGGUCUUAACUCAAGUCCUUCUGCAAAAGAAGGGCCUGACUUUAAAUCCCGUUACAAGCUUGUAUUACAUAGCACCAUGCAGUUUUGUGUUUCUUUUUGUCCCUUGGUGUUUGCUGGAGAAGCCUGUGAUGGCAGUUUCACAAAUACAGUUCAAUUUCUGGAUCUUCUUCUCCAACGCUCUUUGUGCUCUGGCUUUGAACUUCUCCAUCUUCUUGGUAAUUGGGAGAACUGGAGCAGUCACCAUUAGGGUUGCUGGUGUUUUGAAAGACUGGAUACUGAUUGCCCUUUCAACUGUUAUAUUUCCAGAGUCAACAAUAACUGGGCUGAAUAUAAUUGGUUAUGCUAUUGCUCUCUGUGGUGUUGUGAUGUAUAACUACAUAAAGGUCAGGGAUGUUCGUGCUUCUCAGCUAUCUUCUGAUAGUCUUCCAGAAAGAAUGACAAAGGAAUGGAAGUUGGAAAAGAAGUCAUCUGACUUAUUCACUCCUAGCAAAAGCAGUGAUAAAAGUGGAGGAAAGGGUGAGGGAAAUUUUGCUGCUUCUGAAUUGAAUGCCGAUGAAGAAGCGCCACUACUUCCAACGUCAAGGCUAUCUCAUAUUGGUCGUUCUCAGCCAAGCAACCAUACUUCAUGAUACAUCAAGUUUCUAACGUAUACUUUAGAUCAAAGAUGGAGGGCUUACCGUUGGGUUGAGUUGACAGAAACCAGAUAUAUGCAAGAGGAAGCCAGUUCACACUCAUCCUAACCGUUUAUCUCAAGGGAAAAUAUUCUUUUUCAGGUGAUAUAUAUUUCACAGUCGAAGAAAAAAGCAAUUAUUUGGAAUACUUUCAUUUGUAGUAUCUAUGUAUGAUUCUCUUGCUGACAUACUUUCAUGACUGGUGUGGCCCAAAACCUAAAAUUUGGUCAUGAGCUCACUCUAUGUUCAAGGCCAACUCGACUGAACAAUAGUGGGCAAAAGAGGGCUAUUUCCUUUAUUUUCCCUUUCCUGCGGGUGAGCCUUAAAGUAAAUUCGAAUCAAGUUUGAGGUAGCCAGGUAGGCAUAUGCAUGCAUGUUAACAAAUGGUUCUUACAAUGGACCAGUGGCAUUCUUUGAUCUGACCACAUUUGGCUGUGAAAUUAGCCAUCUUUCGAACAUAGAAAUCAUUCUUUUAACGGUAAUGUGUGUUUUAUAAAUUUAUGUCAGUAUA